This is a messenger RNA of Cucurbitaria berberidis CBS 394.84, 1521 nucleotides long. RefSeq lists its product as uncharacterized. The record is from RefSeq and is a predicted model, not a curated record. Lineage: Eukaryota; Fungi; Ascomycota; Dothideomycetes; Pleosporales; Cucurbitariaceae. Bases 1 to 1521 code for a protein of 506 amino acids. Gene Ontology annotation, molecular function: snoRNA binding. Gene Ontology annotation, biological process: rRNA processing. The transcript has a single exon.
AUGUUCGCCCGCGUCUUCGAUACAGCUAAACGGAUUUUAAGUCGCUCCCCUUCGGUGCCGCGACCCUCUAGUGAAGCACAAGAUAGCGACACCAGUGCCACAGACCCCAACAUCACCAUGGUCACGACACGAGGAGGCACAGAGACGCCUGGCGCAUCCACGCCGCAGAGCUCUGGCAGGAAGAGGAUUGGGAAGCGAGAGUUGGAGGCAUUAGAAACGCCGACACAAGUAAAGAGACAGAGAAAGAGUGGGCUGACACCUAAGAAGAAGGUGAUAGCAGAGACACCACCAGAGCCCGACACGCCCGAGGAAGAGUCUUCGGACACGAUCGCCGUCGCUAUACCCUCCCGCGACAGCGCUAAAAAAGCAGACGACUUACAAAUUCGCCGUCAUACGAGCCCCAAAGUCGUUGUUGCUAUGUCAGUGCCUCCUGCGUCUACAGGUCCAGAGAGCCCACAGCAGGCCGGCCUUCAUACACCCAAGAAACAGUCUGCAUCUGUGUGUACGACACCAGCGUCAACGAGAAAGUCGAGCGGGCGCAAGAAGCAGGUACAGACGGAAGAUGGACCGAACACAUUGGAAGUGACGCAGACGACAUCCAGAUUAUUAAAGGAAGCCCCAUCAUCGACGUACAAGAGCGAACAAGCGCCAAUUUCUCCUUUGCAGGAUGCUACCGCACCUGCAUCAUCACAGUCAAAGAAAGCACAUCUUCGAUUCGGAAGCGAAGAGCCCUCAAAGACACACGAUGCCGUUGUCAAUAACGAUGAAGAGCAAAAGCAUCACGAAGCGCUAAAACUCCCACAACAGCCCGUUGCGACCGAGGUAGACCAGGCCGAUGACGAUGCAAGCGACUCAGACGAAGCCCCGGAGAUUGUGACAGCCGUCGCAGCAACAACGAAGGCAAAAGCUGCCCAGGCUGAGGCAGACCGUGCUCUUCGCGCCCAACAGCUCGCAUCGCAAGCAAAGCGACAGAAACGCGAAGAUCGCAUCGCCGAAGAGCAAUCACAGAAACGGAUACGCGAAGAGAAGAAGGCGAAGAAGCUAGCUAGACAGCUAGCCAAAGAGCAAAGAGCAACUGCUCCCGACGACGACGAAGACGAAGCCUUGAGUACCCGCCCAGAUGUCCUUCGGAACAUAAAAACCAUACCCGCUCUUCUACCAGACUCCCUUCUCGAGACGAUCGAUGACCAGCGCCCGCUCACUCCGCCUCCCCAGCGCCGCGGCAAGACUGAGGAGGAGCUGCGAAAAGAAAAACUUAAUCACCACAUCAAGUUUCUAGAACGGGGCGAGAUGCCCGCCAAGGACGUGAAGAAGGGGAAGCUGAGCGUGGCGGUGCUAGGGCAGCAGAACAGAUUACUACCACCCAAGGCUAGCCAGGUUACGAGGAACGUCAGGGAGCAUUGGUUGAAGGGAAGGAAAGUAGAGAAGAAGAAGAAAGGUGGGAAAGCAAAUAUCAAGAAUGGCAAGAUGGAGAGAAGAGCGCAUGGUGGUGGGGGUUUCAUGAGAGGCGGGGAUGAUUAG